Molecule: messenger RNA, 925 nt
Organism: Protobothrops mucrosquamatus (brown spotted pit viper)
Lineage: Eukaryota; Metazoa; Chordata; Lepidosauria; Squamata; Viperidae
Product: triadin-like
Exons: 16
Coding region: 6-923 (305 amino acids)
Source: RefSeq, a predicted model, not a curated record
AAAAAAUGAAAACUGAACAGCAAGAAAGGAUGGGAAAAAAAGUUCCCACAAAAGAUAAAAAGAGCAUCCAAGUUGAAGAAAAGUUAAAAAAAGACGUGAAAGAAAAAAAACCCGAGGCCAAGGCACCUGAAAGACUAAAGACCAAGGAAAUCAAAGCAGCGGAAGUGACAUCACCAAAAGCCAAGGGAAAAAAGGAGACUGCCUUGGCAGUCAGAGAAAAAAUCGAUCAUAAAGAUCAAUUUGCAUUCUGUCGCUAUAUGAUUGACAUGUUUGCACACGGGAAUUUGUACACAGGAUCGUAUCCCCCCCUAUUUUUGAAGCAGAUCCCAGCAAUCCCAGCUGUUCUUCCAGCUGCUGAAGUGGGAAAGCUUAACGUGACUGCUACAAAAAAAGUGGAAAAAGGAAAAAAGGUGGUUCGAGAAAAGAAAGCUAUUCCACAAGUUAUAAGAAAAGAAGAAGAGAGGAAAAAAGUAACUGCUGAGAAGAAAGGUAUUCCUGAAAUUAAAAAGAAAGAAGUGGGAGAAGAAAAAAAGAGAAUUCAUGAGAAGAAAGAUGUUUCUGAUACUCAAGCAAAAGGGAAAAAAGAAGAAAAAAGGAAAACUCCUGAGAGGACAAUACUCUCUGUAGUUAAAAAAGCAGACACAAAGGAAGCCAUUUCCAUCAAAGACCUAAAAAAGCCAGCAAAAACUCCGGCAUCCCCCAAGCCAGUUUCUGUAAAAGUGGCAGCACCAGACUGGUCAAAGAAGGGUGCACAUGUGAAAGAAUCUGAAACACAUAAAAAAGAAAAGCCAAUAGAAAUAGCCAAAGUGCCAAAGAAACAUGUCCAUGUAAAGAAAUCUGAACCAGACAAGAAAGAAAAGUCAAUAGAAAUAGCCAAGCUGCCAAAGAAGGCUGUGUAUGCAAACAAAACUGGUAAGACCUAAGA